AUGGUGGCAAAGCCAGGCCCGUCUAUCACGUGCUUGGCACGUGCUUCACUCUUCCUCUGUGCUCUAACCCUAUGCUCCGCUCUAGAAAGCCACGAACUCACGAUUAAGGACGUGACUACGAAGCUGAGGCUCGGCGACAACGAGGUUCUGCGCACGGAGAAGAAGUUCAAGGUUUUCAUGGAGAAUUACGGGAAAAGGUACUCCACCAGGGAAGAGUAUUUGCGCCGUUUAGGGAUUUUCGCACACAACUUGGUCAGAGCGGCGGAGCACCAGGCGCUCGACCCCACUGCCGUCCACGGCGUCACGCAGUUCUCCGAUCUCACCGAGGACGAGUUUCAGCGGUUCUAUACUGGCGUCAAUGGAGGCUUCCCGUCGAAUAAUGGUGUAGCGCCGCCGCUUGAGGUGGAUGACCUGCCAGAGAAUUUUGAUUGGAGAUAG
Messenger RNA from Cajanus cajan (pigeon pea), 438 nucleotides. NCBI's taxonomy places the organism in Eukaryota, Viridiplantae, Streptophyta, Magnoliopsida, Fabales, Fabaceae. The record is from RefSeq and is a predicted model, not a curated record.